Molecule: messenger RNA, 1251 nt
Organism: Nematostella vectensis (starlet sea anemone)
Lineage: Eukaryota; Metazoa; Cnidaria; Anthozoa; Actiniaria; Edwardsiidae
Product: neurogenic locus notch homolog protein 1
Exons: 7
Coding region: 73-1134 (353 amino acids)
Molecular function (GO): calcium ion binding
Source: RefSeq, a predicted model, not a curated record
CACAAGUUUGCUUAGUGUAUCAAUAUUGAAGUCAGGGUUAAGCUAUCACAGAUAAGUCGAAGAAGAAAUGAUAUGACUUUACCAAUAUCGAUUCUCCUUCUUGGUCUCGUGGCAAGAAUGUGCCACACUCAAGACCCCUGCCGCAACAUGCAUUUCCCUUCUCCAGUAGAGGACUACGCCCUCUUUAAUCACACCCUUCAGAAUAUAACUGAUAUAUCAGUGUGGAACUGUCAAGUAAAGUGCUAUGUGAGCCAAGCAUGUCGUGCUGUGAACUAUAAGAAAGGCGCGAAUCUCGGGAGCUGUGAACUGCUGUCCGCCAAAGCUGGAUCCUUCCCUAAAGAUCUGCUAAAGUUCCCAGGAAUCGACUACUACGGCCCCAAUGAGGUUUGCGUUCCAAAUCCUUGUCCCUCGGCCAACAUGACCUGCCUUGAGUUAAAGGGGACUCCAAGAUACAGAUGUGAAUGUCCACAGGGAUACACCGGUGCCGCAUGUGAAACAGAUGUUAAUGAGUGUUCUCUAGAAAACCACAAUUGUCACCGGGACCGCGCUACAUGUGCAAACACCAUUGGGUCCUUCGCAUGCACAUGUAAACCAGGCUAUACAGGAGACGGAAUAAACUGCGCAGAUAUUGAUGAAUGCUCUCUUGGAAGUGGCAACUGUCACCAAGACGCCACUUGUUCUAAUACAGCCGCUUCUUUCACAUGCACUUGUAAACAAGGAUUUAAGGGCGAUGGAGUGAGCUGUGCAGAUAUUGAUGAAUGCUCUCUUGGAAGUGGCAACUGUCACCAAGACGCCAUUUGUUCUAAUACAGCCGCUUCUUUCACAUGCACUUGUAAACAAGGAUUUAAGGGCGAUGGAGUGAGCUGUACAGCAAUAACCUAUACGCACCUUGGAUGCUACGUAGAUACCAGCGACCGUGCCAUCCGGGAAAUUUUCAAAGAACCUGUUACAUUGCAAUAUUGCUUUCAGGAGGCUUUGAGUCGUGGGUACAUAGUAUUCGCAAUGCAGGCUGGCAGGCAGUGUUUUACUGGCGCCAACGCACACAAUACAUAUUACAAACAUGGUAACGGAUCAGAUUGUUCUUGGGGUACUGGGGGGAGUUGGCGUAAUGAUGUUUACCAAAUAAACUACUAAAUAUGUGUUACACAUAUUGCUCUUACCAAAUCACAAUUACAAUUAUUAUUCACAUCCAUUUCAUUUUUGUCAGCAAGAUCGAAAUUGGGAGAGGGGGAGGGCACGAUACAGAAAUAU